AUGAAUCUCCUCGACCCUUACCUGAAGAUGACAGACGAACAGGAGAAGUGUCACUCUGACGCGCCCAGCCCCAGCAUGUCCGAGGACUCCGCGGGCUCGCCCUGCCCGUCCGGCUCCGGUUCGGACACCGAAAACACCCGGCCGUCCGACAACCAUCUCCUCAGAGGUCCAGACUACAAAAAGGAGGGCGAAGAGGAGAAGUUCCCCGUGUGCAUCAGAGACGCGGUGUCCCAGGUGCUGAAGGGCUACGACUGGACGCUGGUGCCCAUGCCGGUGCGCGUCAACGGCUCCAGCAAAAGCAAACCUCACGUCAAGAGACCCAUGAACGCAUUUAUGGUGUGGGCGCAGGCGGCAAGAAGGAAACUGGCCGAUCAAUAUCCGCAUCUGCACAACGCGGAGCUCAGCAAAACUCUCGGCAAACUUUGGAGACUGCUUAACGAAGUAGAGAAGCGUCCGUUUGUGGAGGAAGCCGAACGACUGAGAGUGCAACAUAAGAAAGAUCACCCAGACUACAAAUAUCAACCAAGGCGGAGAAAAUCGGUCAAGAACGGUCAAAACGAGCCUGAAGACGGCGAGCAGACUCACAUCUCUCCAAACGCGAUCUUUAAGGCUCUGCAGCAGGCCGACUCCCCGGCGUCCAGUAUGGGCGAGGUCCACUCUCCUGGAGAGCAUUCAGGUCAGUCACAGGGUCCGCCAACGCCACCAACGACCCCCAAGACAGACAUUCCUACCAGUAAAGCUGACAUGAAGCGAGAGGGACGCCCCAUGCAGGAGGGCACCAGUCGCCAGCUCAACAUCGACUUUGGCGCCGUGGACAUCGGCGAGCUGAGCAGCGACGUCAUCUCCAACAUGGGGAGCUUCGACGUGGACGAGUUCGACCAGUACCUGCCGCCUCACAGCCACGCCGGGCUGACCGGCCCGGCCCCGGCCGGCUACCCCAACAGCUACAGCAUCGGCAGCUCUGGGGUCAGCCAGGCGGCCAGCGUCGGAGCCCACAGCUGGAUGUCCAAGCAGCAGCAGCAGCAGCAGCAUUCUUUGACCACCCUGGGCGGUGGAGGGGAGCAAGGCCAGCAGGGUCAGCAGAGAACCACCCAGAUUAAGACGGAGCAGCUGAGCCCCAGCCACUACAGCGAGCAGCAGGGCUCCCCGCAGCACGCCGCCUACGGCUCCUUCAACCUGCAGCACUACAGCGCCUCCUCCUACCCCUCCAUCACAAGAGCGCAGUAUGACUAUUCAGACCACCAAAGCGGCGCCAACUCCUACUACAGCCACGCCGCCGGCCAGGGCUCCAACCUGUACUCCACCUUCAGCUACAUGAGCCCCAGCCAGAGGCCCAUGUACACCCCCAUCGCCGACAGCACCGGGGUGCCCUCCGUGCCACAGACCCACAGUCCACAGCACUGGGAGCAGCAGCCCAUCUACACACAACUGUCCAGGCCCUGA
Molecule: messenger RNA, 1443 nt
Organism: Menidia menidia (Atlantic silverside)
Lineage: Eukaryota; Metazoa; Chordata; Actinopteri; Atheriniformes; Atherinopsidae
Source: the annotation of a GenBank genome assembly